Messenger RNA from Bufo bufo (common toad), 2248 nucleotides. RefSeq names its product IKAROS family zinc finger 5 (gene IKZF5). The record is from RefSeq and is a predicted model, not a curated record. The transcript is spliced from 4 exons. Lineage: Eukaryota; Metazoa; Chordata; Amphibia; Anura; Bufonidae. Bases 177 to 1508 code for a protein of 443 amino acids. Gene Ontology annotation, cellular component: nucleus. Gene Ontology annotation, biological process: regulation of transcription by RNA polymerase II. Gene Ontology annotation, molecular function: RNA polymerase II cis-regulatory region sequence-specific DNA binding; DNA-binding transcription factor activity, RNA polymerase II-specific.
UGUGCGCAUGCGUGGUUUGGUCCUGCCUGGGCCCGGACAACAGAAUUGGACGGUGAGAAGGGGCAGUGGUCCUCCCCGGCAUCCAACUCUACAGUGGAGGCGGAAUGCGGUGCCCGGUUGUAAGGAGCUCCCGGUAACGGCACGGGGGCUGCGGCAGGACCACACCAGAACUGAAUAUGGGCGAGAAAAAACCGGAGGCGCUGGACUUUGUCAAGGAUUUCCAGGAAUACCUCACUCAGCAAACGCACCACGUCAAUAUGAUUUCUGGCUCUGUGAGCGGAGACAAAGAGGCCGACACUUUACAAGGAGGUAGGUGCCACUGGUCACAAAACCACGAUGUGUACACCGCUAACUCUCCGUGCCUUGCUCUACCGGCAGCUGGGACAGACAGCGAUCAGAAUGGGCUGGACCACCCGUCUGUGGAGGUCUCUCUGGAUGACGGCGCGGGGAUGCUGGUGGAUGGCUUUGAGCGGACAUACGACGGGAAACUAAAAUGCCGCUACUGUAACUAUGCCAGCAAGGGCACCGCUCGUCUGAUAGAACACAUACGCAUACACACAGGUGAGAAACCGCACCGCUGUCACCUAUGUCCUUUUGCAUCAGCCUAUGAGCGCCACCUGGAGGCUCACAUGCGCUCUCACACAGGAGAGAAGCCUUACAAGUGUGAGCUAUGUUCCUUCCGCUGCAGUGACCGUAGUAACCUGUCCCAUCACCGCCGCCGUAAGCACAAGAUGCUGCCCAUUAAGGGCACACGUCCCACACUCGGCAACAAGAAAAUGUGGGGUGUGCUUCAGAAAAAAGUCAGCAGCUUGGGCUACAGUCGUCGAACUCUUAUUAACCUCUGCCCACCAUCCAUGGUGGUGCACAAGCCAGACUACCUGACUGACUUCUCUCAUGAGAUCCCCAGUAUCCAGAGCGAGGCCUAUGAGAAUCUUGCCAAGGUUACACAUGGAUCCGGAGGACUGUCUAGAGAUCCACAAGAGCUCAUGGUGGACAACCCCCUAAACCAGCUAUCUACCUUGGCAGGACAGCUUUCCAGCCUUCCACCAGAUACUCAGAACCCUGCUUCACCAGACACAGGACCUUGUCCUGACGAGAAACCGUUCAUGAUCCAGCAGCCUCCAGCGCCACCCUGCGUCUCGGCUGUCUCCACCAGCGUUCCUCAGAGCUCCUCCCCGGCCAGCCCCGAUGUACGUCCGACACACAAUCAUCGGAACUGUAGCCCCAUGGCCGGCCCCAGCAGCGAGCGUAGUGGCCGGACCAGCACCCCCAGCAUUAGCAACAGCCAACCUAGCACACCAGCCCCUGCUCUGCCAGUCCAGGACCCUCAGCUUCUGCACCACUGCCAACACUGUGACAUGUACUUUGCAGACAACAUACUCUACACAAUCCACAUGGGAUGCCACGGAUUCGAAAACCCUUUCCAAUGCAACAUCUGUGGUUGCAAAUGCAAAAACAAGUACGACUUUGCUUGCCACUUUGCUCGAGGUCAACAUAGCCAACACUGACUUCUAGUAGCCUUUAUCUUUGUAUGUCACUCUGCUCCUCAGGAGACAGUCUGUCUUAUAGAGUGCCUGUCAUUUGAGGAAUGGGUAUAGGAUGCAAGUAUAAAAUAUAUAUGUCUCAUUUGGUCCCAUGGUCUGACUCGGAAUGAAAAAAAUAUAUAUAUAUCGCAAGAUGGCCGUCUUGACGGCAUUGAGGGAACCAAACCAGGUAGAGCGGACAGGAAGUUUUGGGCAUCACUUCAAGGACAGAUGCCUAUAGAUAUGUGAUGUUUAUGAUACUGGAUUAGGCACCUAACGUUUAGUUGUCUGCCCAGUAGUCUGUUGUUCUCAUCUUGCCCCCUCCCCCAUGGACAGUACGAGAGGGGGGGGGGGGGGGGUCAUCAGAAUAUAACCAGUUUUCGUUGGGAGAACCUCACAGUGAUCAUACUUCUACAAGGUGAAGACUGUUGGCAUCUCUGUAAGUGUUGUAAACCCAGUCAGUACUUUUAUUGUCCAUCGUCGGGAUUUUACUUUCUUGCGGCCUUUCGCCCUGCGUGUGAUGGGCUUGAAUGAAGUCAUUUUAAGAGUAAUUAGAAUGGUUUCCAAUUGGAAAACAUUUUUUUUUUAUAUAUUUUUUUUAAAUGAAAUAACUUAUCACUGGUCGUUAAAUAUGUUUGUACAGAUCUAUUCACCGUGUGUUCAGUGUUGCUCCAAAGAGUCAAACUUCUUUGUAAACCACGCUGUAUAAUAAAUGUGUGUUGUCU